AGUGAGUGAACCAUGCGCGUCUCCCUCUCUCCGUUCUCCGGCAUGUCACUAGCACUACCCCCUGUCGUCACACUGACAGCUCCCAAGACCUGCGCCUGAACGGCCGGGCGUGAACGUGUUUAUGUGUAUGUGUCUGGACAGCGAGGGGGCUUUUGGCUUCAGUGUGAGUAGAAAUUGAAACAGAUGAAUAAGGCGAACAAACUUGUGAGGACAACUGGAAGCUGUGCGGGUUGUGGAAAAAAUUACGCCGCAAAUCAAAAAUCAAUUCUCCUUGAUUCGGACAUUCAACAUUUAUCAAGGCGAAGAACGAAGGACGCACGGGAAUAAACCAGAUGAACUUCAAUGAGAAAGCAUGGGUGACAGCAGGUUGAGCUAGACGCCAACUGGCUGGCUGGUUGGCUGGCCGACCGAUCCCCCACAUCCUCCAUCAUCCUUCAUCGCACCCGCGUGGGUGGUCCCCCCACACUCUGGAACACAGCAUCUGGAGGGGUCACCGAGGCAACCAGUGGGGGGCAGCGUCAGCAUCGGCAUAAGCAUCUGGAGUGGUUGCCGGGGAAACCAGCGGGGGCAGCAUCAGCGUGUCAACAUCUCAUUAUCUGAAGUGGUCACUGGGGCAACCGUUUGGGGGCAGCAUCAGCAUCAGCACCAGUAUCUGUGUCUGUGAUGGAGGUGGAGACGGAGAGGGGCAUCCGUCAUCAUCUCCCCAUCACAGAUGAUCCUCAUGUCACUCUGGGCACCCCCUGCCUCCAAGUCUUCUGAGCCUCCUGCCAUCACUGCCCUCGACUCGCUACAGCUUUCUCUCCACCCUACCCUGAUCCACGCCUCCCACUUAGACUCCAAAUGGACUACAAAUAUGGCCGCCUUAGCCUCCCUGCCCAGGCUGAGGACUACAACUACAAGCGAGGGCCUGGCCUGCUGCCGCAGAGUGCCUCGGACCUGGAGGACGAGAGGUCGGACAGCCUGCAGGCGCUGGUGGACGUCAACAGGGGGCAGUGGUGGCCCUGGGGGGACAGGAAGGUCAAGCUGUACAGCUUCCUGUUUGUGGUCACCGUGGCCUUCCUCAUCACGGCCUCCUACGUCCUCAACGGGGACAAGAAGGGUCUCCUGCUGACCCCGUCGCCGUACCACUUCCAGGUUAUGAGUAGCAGCAACAUGGGAGGUCAUAACCCCUACAACUUGACCUUUGUCAGGGACUAUGCCAGCCUGAAGGAGGUCGUGAGGAGCAUCGUAGCCAAAGUGGAGUUCAGUCACAGGAGACUGCCUGAGCUCAAAGACCUGCUGGACCAUGAACCACAUAUCUUCUCCGUCAUCCCUCACAAGUUCCUGACGAGCGUGAAGAACCCGUGCUGGUACGAGGAGCACGCGGCCAACAUCUCGGCUGACAUCUACAAGAGCAACAUGUACAUUCGCUAUUCGCCUCGCUUCCAGGACCUGUGGGGAGCACUGAGGUGAUCAUAUAGGGAACACAUCUAUGAGAGAGAUGGGCGGUGGUAUCGUAUGCGCUGCCUGCCUUACUUCUACAUCAUCGGGCAGCCCAAAUGCGGCACCACGGACCUGUACGACCGCCUGCGUACCCACCCAGACGUGCUCUUCACACCCAUGAAGGAGCCCCACUGGUGGACCAGGAGGAGAUUCGGUGUGAGGGGUGUGUUCCGGCGUAACUUCACGGGCCCCCCUCCCCCGGCCCUCAUGAAGGACUACCUGGACCUGAUGGACAUGGCCGCCUUCCAGAUCCACGAUGGCCUGCUGGCCGACUAUGCCAAGGGCCGCGGCAAACGGGACAUCAUCAUUGGGGAGGCCAGUGCGUCGACGAUGUGGGACAACAACGCCUGGAUGUAUUUCUACAACAAUGGGACGCUAGAGGAGCCCCCUUUCUUAGUGCAAGACUUUAUCCACGCCCUCACGCCCGACGCCAAGUUCAUCGUCAUGCUCAGAGAUCCCGUCGAGAGACUUUACUCGGAGUACCUGUACUUCAGCAAGGCCAACAAGUCAGCGGAGGAUUUCCAUGAGCGUGUGUCUGAGUCUCUGCAGCUGUUCGAGGCGUGCCUGUCUGAGAGCACCAUGCGCUCCUGCAUCUACAACACCACCCUGCACCUCGCCAGUGCCGUGAGGCUCCAUGUGGGUCUGUACAUAGUGUACCUCCUGGACUGGUUGUCGGUGUACAGCAAAGAUCAGAUCUUAGUGCUGCGUCUGGAGGAUCAUGCAGCAAACCGCAAGAAAACCAUGCGCAAAGUCUUCAAAUUCCUCAAUUUAGGGCCCCUAUCGAAAGAGAAGGAGGCGGAGAUCACCAAGAGCCCGGCCUCCAACGCCCGGCGGAAGGCGGACCUGAAGCUGGGGCCGAUGCUGCCCAUCACCAGGGACAUCCUGCAACAGUUCUACACGCCCUUCAACCAGCGCCUCGCCGUCAUGCUGCAGGACAAGGCGUUUCUGUGGAUACCGUCGCCACCAACCAAACCAGAGACACCACAAGACUCCUCUUGAGCCUUAAGAUAAACUAAACUACACUAAAUUAACUGUCACCUUUUUCUUGGCCUGUCCUUCAGCCAAUGGCUUGCAAUCAUUCUGCAGGACAAGGCGUUUCUAUGGACACCGACGCCUCCACCCCAGAUUAGAGACACCAGAGGACUCCUCUUGAGCCUUAAAAAACUAUCUGUCGCUUUUUUGUUGGCCUGUCUUUCAGCCAACGGCCUGCCAUCAUGCUGCAGGCUUUUUUUAUAGACUGCACCGUUCCCAGGACAGGACUCAGGGCUCCCCUUGAGCCUCAAAAAUGUUGACAUUUCACCUUUUUUCCAGGGCUCUUCCUGAGCUUUGACUUUUUGACCUUUUGGCUUUUUGGGCUGCCCUUUAGCCAGAGUCUCAGCAUGAUGCUGCCUUCCUAUGGACAUCCAACACCAUCACCCAAACCUGGGACUCUAGGCUCUUUCUGAUGUUUAACCUUUUCACUUGACCUGACCUUGACCUGACCUUGAGCUUUCCCUUCUGACCUUCCCUCUUCAACUGGCCCCUCACUAUAGUGUUGCAAGGACAUGGCUUUAUCAAUGGACACCUGUCCAGGGAUCAGCUUCUGAAUUUUUGCCUCCUGACCAUUUGACCUUUCCUCUCCUAUGACCUUGCUCUUCAAACAUCAGCGCGCCAUGAUGCUGCAAUGAACUGCGGCCUUCCUUAAUGCUUCUUCCGUAAAAAGGUACACCACUGAGUAACCAAAAAUGAUCCGGAGAGAAACAGUAGAGGUUUUGGACCUCUGCAGCAGGCCACAGUUAUGGUCCCUGCAUCUCCGGUGCUCGGGCCCUAAAAAAACAAACAAAAAAAGCAAUUGGGCUUUGCCGCUUCAGCUUGUGCCCUCGUAUUUUUUUUUUCGUGGACAAGGACAAUGGUGGUGCGGUGUGGCUUUAGAGGAAAAAACAAACAAACAAACAAACAAAUCAUACUUGUGUGCCACAAGAACAAAUGGGCACAUGUAUACUGUACGUGGGUAGGGGGGCAGCUGAGAUUCUGUGAGAGUUUCAGAGGCUCUGCCGCCUUUCUCUACUUUCUAUUCCCCCUCUCUCUCGCUCUCUGUCUCGCCCACAGAUUGAGGGGAAGCCGCCGACUUUAGGCUGUGUGAUGUGCUAAUGAGAGGCGAGAGCUGUCAGACUCCCCGACAGCUUCCACGGCAGAAAAUAAUUGAAUGCCUCUCUCCUCCUCUCUCCUGGUGUGUGUGUGUGUGUGUGUGUGUGUGUGUGUGUGUGUGUGUGUGUGUGUGCGUUUGUGUGUGUGUGUACGUGUACGUGUGUGUGUGUGUGUGUGUGGUUGCACGCGCGAGUGGGUGCACGUGCAAGUCGCCUUAGUCCGCUUCUGGACUGUGUUACAAAAAUAAAGGUGCGAUGAUGAACGAGAGACAGGGAGAGGGAGAGAGUUUGGCGAGGAAUCGGCCUUCCAUUUGUGUAUGUGAGAGCAAGAAACUUGUGAAUAAUUUGCUAUUUCUAUUUGUGUGAGCUAUAUAGGGUUGGGGUGAGAAAUAUUGCUCAUGCGGUGCAAUGCGCAAUGCCCCCUGGCUUUUUUGUUGUUUCGUGUCAGCAAAAGCAAAUGGGGAGGAAUACUGUGCCACGUGUGGCUCUGCAGGCCUGCAAGGAGAAUAUCAAAAUGUAGAUGUGGGGUUUGGUUGGUGUUGUUUAUUAUGGAUCUGUAUGUGGUUCAUUCAAAAGUCUGGUCAUACACCGACUGACUCUCCAGCAAAGAUUUUAUAGCACUCCGGAAUCUUUGAUUACCAUUCUGUUUGUCAUUCACCAUGCCGACCGUGUUCAACACUGUUACGCAUUUGAUCAUUUGAUGCGACAGACGUUCAGAUUUUAACAAUUGUACGAUCACAACAAUAUUACAUUGAUGUCACUCUAGUCUAUACGAGAGAUGUUUUCACAUCCAUGUCCUGUUACUGUAGUAGGCCUACACUAAUGGUUUGCCUAAUGCAACAGCAGUGAGAGAGAAGUGUCUUUCAGAAAUAUGUGCCAGUCAUUGAAUAUACGGUAACACUCUGUUAAGGGGCCUUUAAUUACAGUGUACUUACUCAAUAGGGACAGCAGAAUAACUGGCGUAAUGACAUAUAAGUACGAACUAACUGUAACAGUAGUACACAUUAUUACAUCAUACUAACAUUAUGUGUUUAUCUACAUACCAAGGGUGUCUUGGCUCUUGGGCCUUAGUUCAUUCAUUUGCCUCCCUGGAAGAAUUCAUCACUUUCAAAGUGUUAUCACACCACUUCUUAGUAAAUUAAGAUUAUUAUUGUCAUUAUGGUAUCUAUAUACACAAAUUAUAUGAUGUAAUAACAUGUUACUACAUGUUACUACAGUUGUACUUACAUGUUAUUAUAUGUUAUUUCACUGUACAUAAUGAGUAACACUGCCAUUAAAGCCCCCUUAAAAUAAAGUGUUAACGAAUUUACUUUUACUUUUACUACAUUAGUUGAACAUAUUAUACUGACCUUUGGAAAUAAUGUUAAUGCAGUCGAUCCAUGUGUAUGGAAGUACAGUAUCUUUGCUUCGCACAGCUGUCUAACAGGGAAAAUACUACUAACAGAGUUUCACUUAAAGGGUGUGUGAGAAAAUAUGUACUAUUACAUUAGACCGGUGUAGAUACAUUUUGACAACAUUGUGGUAACACACAGACAGACAGACAGACAGACGGACAGACGGACAGACAGACAGACAGA
Molecule: messenger RNA, 5185 nt
Organism: Engraulis encrasicolus (European anchovy)
Lineage: Eukaryota; Metazoa; Chordata; Actinopteri; Clupeiformes; Engraulidae
Gene: chst15a
Product: carbohydrate (N-acetylgalactosamine 4-sulfate 6-O) sulfotransferase 15
Exons: 9
Biological process (GO): hexose biosynthetic process
Molecular function (GO): N-acetylgalactosamine 4-sulfate 6-O-sulfotransferase activity
Source: RefSeq, a predicted model, not a curated record